AUGCCGUCUGCGCCUUACGGAAUCUCCUCUCAGUCACGGAAAAAGUUAAAGGCGUUUGCAUUCGACAGCAGACUACUUGGAGAAGAGGCCGACAAGGAGAAUCAAAGUCUCGGAAAACCAGGGAAAGAUGGAGAUGGCAAAGAGGAAGAAAUUAUCGAUGUAGGAGACAAGCAUCUUUCGCAGAACGUCGUACCUCGGACACCGGCUGUCCGAAUCCCGUUUGAAGACCUUAUUGCAAACACCGAGGAUGCCUUCAAUUGCCUGCCGCCUAUUGCCACUCCCAAGGAUCAUGUUUUGUGGGAAACCCAUCCGGAUAGCACGGAUAUUUCCGGCGGUGCUGCAACACAGGGAAGCAGAAAACGUGCUCGCAGUUCUUCUCCGGUCUCUUCGCAGCUUGGAAGGUCGGAUCAGAUUCCAGUACAAAAGGAUGCUUUGAACUUGGAUGCACUGAACAAGUCGCUACGAACCCCCAACCAUGAUCCUACGCAAGAUCUAUGGAACCGGUAUACCACGGCAAACACAAAGAAAGCCGAGCAGGCGGAACCUACCUUGCCGCAAUACGCUCAUCUACUCCCAUCCUCACCGCAAACGCCCAGUACAGCCAGCAAGGAUGGUGGUCUGCGAAGGACUCACAGCUGUGGGACUGAGUGGCCCACAUCGAAAGCUAAGCGGCGAAGAGUAGAGACAAAUGAGUUCCAUGGCAGAACGAAAGAAUUGUUUGCAGCAUCUAGGAAGGAAAUCCUGCGCCGUGACUUAUCCAACAAUACCAAAGUGGGACUUCUUUUGGAAAAGAUCCAGGAGAGUCUAGCCAAGAAGGUUCCCGUUGAUGAAAGCCCCUCGAGCUCCUCUCCGCUACCCGAUCGUCGGUCGCAGCCGUCCCUUUCACCCACCAAACAGCAAUUUAAGACCCGACCUGACACGACGGAACUCGCCCGCCCACCUGUGAACGAGCCAGCGGUGACGAGUCAAGGACUCGGGCAUCAGCAAGAUGCCUCUUCUUCCUCUGAGUUCAGUGAUGAUGGCCUUGAUAUUGAGGCAUUUGAAAGUGUCGAGCAAGCUCUGGCUGAAAAUGCUGCACCGAAUGAUACGGUCACGGCGCAGGCACCCUGCAAAUCGGCUGUAUACACCAGGGAGGUGGAUUCUGCCUUACUUCCGGUCCCUUCGUUACCUCAGCAGACGAGUCAAUCCAACAGAAACGCCACAAAUCGUGUCUUACCGGAACCGCCUCCACCAGAACCUCCGACUCUCACUACACCACAAGAGUUUGAUGGAUUUGACGAUGAAGACGAAGAAUUGAUGAAUGAAAUGCUCGAUCUUGCUGCGCAAUACGACUCACAACAUAAUCUCACUCUAAAAGAACCCUCGGUCAUUGAAGGCGCAGAUGCCGAGCCUGAACCUGACAGCAAACAUCUGGAAACUCUUGAUGAGUUUGAAGAUGCAUUUGAUGAUGAUGACGAGCUCUGGGAGGGCAUUGCAGCUGCUACUUCCGCAAAAGCAACGGGAGCGGUGUCGCCCACAAAACAAGUGCGUUUUGAAUAG
Molecule: messenger RNA, 1539 nt
Organism: Exophiala dermatitidis NIH/UT8656
Lineage: Eukaryota; Fungi; Ascomycota; Eurotiomycetes; Chaetothyriales; Herpotrichiellaceae
Product: DNA replication ATP-dependent helicase Dna2
Exons: 1
Coding region: 1-1539 (512 amino acids)
Source: RefSeq, a predicted model, not a curated record